Molecule: messenger RNA, 1508 nt
Organism: Heterotrigona itama
Lineage: Eukaryota; Metazoa; Arthropoda; Insecta; Hymenoptera; Apidae
Source: the annotation of a GenBank genome assembly
AUGUGUGGCAGCCCAGCGAUAAGUGACCCGCUGACGGAUACGCGAAUACACACGUUUACAUCGCGGUAUGCUGACGUCAAGCAAUCUCGCGUUCUCCUCAAGUGCAGCCAGCCGCACCGUCGUCAAUCGAGUUCGCAGAAGCGCGAGCCAUGCGUACGUAAUCUUCAUGUAGUUAACAAUGCUUGCUGCAUUGUUACACACCGUUUUAAUAAUACGUUACAGAACGAAUCAGGACAAUAAACGAAGCACGUGGGAUCGAACGGGAGGAAUAAUCCAUGGAACUUCGAUCGGAAGGUCAACGAGAAAGAACCUCUCGGCAGAAAUUCAUGGGAAAUGGAGGGAUAAUCGGCGAGUUUCCAUCAAAUUACUGUCACAAGCGGCCGCGAAACCUUCACACAAAACAACUUCCUCGAACCACACUGUUUAUCGGUUUACGAGUCCGCGAAUAUCCCGGAGCUCGUGUUCGAAAGAUGUUCGAAAAGUAACACACGGCUUGAAUGGUUUCGGGAAGGAAUGCGCGUCAAGACGUGUUCCAAACGGCAAAACGAAAGGUGGCAAAGGAAAAGAGCGCUGGGACGCGCGACGAGAUCGUUACUUGCGGGGGAGAACUGUCACGCACAAAAUGGCCAUUCGCCGUUAACAGCUUGGCAGACGAGCCUGGAGGCGGCGCUUUGCGUUCUUGCUCGCCCUCCGUCGAUAGACACGCUCACUAAACGAACGCCGUGGCCCCGCUGAAUACGUGAAAAUCCUUUUCCCCAGUAUUUUCGCGUCCAUAUUUUUUGCUUUUUCAAACCACAACACAACAGUUGAAAGCGACGAAUCUGCCCCACUUCCCUCCUGCUUCUCCGCUUUUCCUAAAGAUGGCGUCACGCGGCCCGGUUUUUUCACCAAUUGUUUGUCAACAGAGAUACUUUUCGACGAUUUUUCUUUACACCCCCUAUUUCAGUUUGCCGGAUUACAGAAUUUUUUUUUUUAUUUUUUUUCGUACGUAUCAUUACGUAUGUAUAUAUGGAUGAUUCUUAAUCGUUAUACAACAGGCAGCACAGCUUUUCACGGAACAUAUAGUUGAUACUUGAAAGUUGACAUUUGAACAGUGGUUCAAUUUCAUUCUAUUAUACUUGUCUUUCUUGCUAUUUUAAUCUUCCGACUUGAAUGAAAUCUCGUUAACCGCAGGUUUUAUAUUAUGAAAGAAAUUGAGUCUUCAUAGGUGAAUCAUACGGCAAAAAGAGAUUGAAACACAUGCAUGAUUGCACGGCAAAGUUAACGUUAAUAGGUUAUAAAAGUAAUAAUAAGCAACAGUAGAAAACAAAAUGAUGAAAAGAUAAAUGCAUCGGCAAAUGCUAUGUCACAGACAUAAAAAAAGAAGUCUGUAAAAAAGGAAUUAUUAUCAAUAUACUGAAAUUGUGAAACAAGUUAAUACAUACAUAAAAACAAAGAGGUAAAAGUAGAGGUUUCACAAAUGCCACCUACAAGUAACUAAACACUUACUCCUCCCAAAUCUUUGAUCU